Messenger RNA from Eublepharis macularius, 2846 nucleotides. RefSeq names its product large 60S subunit nuclear export GTPase 1 (gene LSG1). The record is from RefSeq and is a predicted model, not a curated record. Gene Ontology annotation, molecular function: GTPase activity; GTP binding. Gene Ontology annotation, biological process: ribosomal subunit export from nucleus. Gene Ontology annotation, cellular component: cytosol. The coding region runs from base 7 to 1947 and encodes 646 amino acids. The transcript has 14 exons. NCBI's taxonomy places the organism in Eukaryota, Metazoa, Chordata, Lepidosauria, Squamata, Eublepharidae.
CGCGGCAUGGGCAAGAAGAGGGCGGCAGGGCUGGGCCGGGCGCUCAUCCGGGACCGCGGCCAGGCCCGGGGGGGCCGCCACGCCGCAGCCGGAUGGCUCCACACCAGCGAGUUGAACGACGGCUAUGACUGGAGCCGCCUCAGUGCCCAGUCCGUCACUGAGCAGAACUCGCUGGAGGAGUUCCUGGCCACGGCUGAGCUGGCCGGCACCGAAUUUGCGGCUGAAAAACUGAAUAUCAGGCUCGUUCCUGCUGAGGCUCGGACUGGCCUGCUGACAGCCAAAGAGACCGAACAGAUCCAUGAGCAACAUGAGCAGAACAAGCAGUUCUUGUGCAUCCCGCGGCGGCCAUAUUGGGACAAGCAAACCAGCUCUGAAUUGUUAAACCAAGCAGAAAGGGAGAGUUUUCUGGAGUGGAGGCGGCAGCUUGUGCGUUUAGAGGAAGAACAGAAGCUCAUUUUGACUCCUUUUGAACGAAAUCUGGAUUUUUGGCGGCAGCUUUGGCGAGUCCUUGAAAGAAGCGACGUGGUAGUGCAGAUAGUGGACGCCAGGAAUCCCCUCCUGUUCAGAUGUCCCGAUUUGGAGCGUUAUGUGAAAGAGCUCUGCCCUGAGAAGGAGAACCUGCUUCUGCUCAACAAGGCUGACUUCCUGAGCGAGGAGCAGCGAUCAGCCUGGGCCCGCUUCUUUGAGGGCGAAGGGGUGAAGGUGGUCUUCUGGUCAGCCUUGGAGGAGGCGAGGCGGCUGGCGCUGGACUCCAAGGCUUCGGAGGUGCCUGACCUGGAUGCUGAGCGUGCCAGCCAGGAGGGACAGCGACCCCCCCAAAGGAGGCCUGGCUCUCCUUUGUGGCUGCCUGGGAGGGGAGAGCAGGAGAGCAGCCCGGAGGAUGACAGCGAUGAGUACGAGGAUUGCGAGGAGGAGGCCUGGCUGACUUGCUCGGAGGAGGAGGAGGAGGAAGAGGGCAGGACCUCAGCAGGGCCCUUCCAGGAAAGCAGGAGCAGCAGUGCCGAGGCCCCGAGGCCAGGGCCCCAAGAGAGCCAGGCCCUGCACAACAGCAGCCACCUUGUCCGAAGGGAGGAACUCCUGGACACACUCAGAACUGUCCACACCGGCAAGAAGACCAAAGAGGGGGAAGUCACCAUUGGGCUGGUGGGUUAUCCCAAUGUUGGAAAGAGUUCAACAAUCAACACCAUCCUGGGACGGAAAAAGGUGUCAGUGUCUGCCACACCAGGUCACACAAAGCAUUUUCAGACGCUGUACGUGGAGCCGGGGCUCUGCCUGUGUGACUGCCCCGGGCUAGUCCUGCCUUCCUUUGUCACCACCAAGGCAGAAAUGGUUUGUAGCGGCAUCUUGCCCAUAGACCAGAUGCGGGAUCACGUCCCUCCGGUGUCUCUUGUUUGCCAGCGGAUCCCACGACACGUCUUGGAGGCAACCUACGGAAUCAACAUUGUCCGGCCUCGGGAGGACGAGGCGCCUAAUCGGCAGCCGACGUCGGAGGAGCUCCUUUCGGCCUACGGAUGCAUGAGAGGGUUCAUGACGGAUCACGGGCAGCCAGACCAGCCCCGCUCAGCCCGCUACGUGCUGAAGGACUUUGUUGCCGGCAAGCUGCUCUAUUGCCACCCUCCUCCUGGAACUGACCCCGAAGCCUUCCAGUUCUGUCACAGAAGAGCUGCUCCAAGCAGAGGGGGGCAGCCCCGAGCAGAGAUGCCAGCGAGCCGGAACAUGAAGGCCAAGCAGAUUGAAAACAUGGUGGACAGGACCUUUUUCCAUCAGGAGAACGUCCGCGCCCUGACCCGGGGGAUCCAGGCUUUAGUGGGCUUCGCAGCGGGCCCGGCCACCCCAGGGCCCCUGGCCUCCCGCUCUGAGGCAAGCCAAGGCAAACCCUGGAAGAAGCACGGCAACAGAAACAAGAAGGAGAAAGUCCGCCGGGUCACGAAGCACCUGAAUGCGUAACGGACGCUGGAGCUGGGCUGCGGGCCUUUGGAGGGGAGGGAGGGGGAGGAGGAGGAGCUCGGCGUUGGUCGUUUGGCGCCCAGCCUGUGCUUCGCUCUCGUCUCCGCUGUGGGGCUGCAGUCGGCUGUGGGGUCAGGCCAGCUGCUGCGUGUGAAGCGUCGGCUGUGUCUGGGGCAAGCCCUGGGAGCUGCUCAGACAUCCCUCUGGCUUGUGCUUUGAGUCCCUUCCAGGGAAGCACCUCACAGCAGGUUAUUCUUUUGAAAUAAAUGUUUCUUGUCUUUUCAUUGUCUUUGGCAAUGGCAGCAGCCGAAACUCCGUCACUGGUGCUGUGCUCCUUGGCCCCCGGCUGGCCCUGUUUGCAGUCCCCCUCCCUUGCUCCGGGGGGCUUCCUGCAGCUUGCCCUUUUUCCGGAGAUGGAAUACGGGGUGAGGGUUGCAGCCACGCAGUGACUCCCCCCUCUGAUGCCGGCAGCCGCGGAUACUCCCAAGCUGGGGCAGGGGGCGGGGCCUGCUGGUUCCUCUUGCUCGCUCGGUCGCAGCAGCCUCCGCCUGGCGAGCCACUGUAGAAAACGCGCUCUUUCCCCACGGGGUUGCUUUUCGUGUGGGGAUCAGAAACAAGCGCUCAGAAGCUGGAAGGGGAGCCUUCGCUUCCAGAGCAGCGACGCCACCACCAGCGUCUUUGAGUGGCCUUCGGCUCGCGACCAAGAGGCCAGUCCCAAGCCCCGCAGGCUUAAGCGAAGCAGAAGCCAGUCCUGCAGAGCGGGACGCUUUACAGACCGGGUCCAGGGAACAGUUCCUUGGGCAGCGAGAGCACGGUGGUCAGGGUGCGAGACGCCGAUGGAAGUGUUGCAAACCCAGAUCGCUCCACACACUUAUCAUUAAUAAAGUUUAUUAAAAGAA